Molecule: messenger RNA, 3484 nt
Organism: Cuscuta campestris
Lineage: Eukaryota; Viridiplantae; Streptophyta; Magnoliopsida; Solanales; Convolvulaceae
Source: the annotation of a GenBank genome assembly
AUAGUUUGGCCGGUCAAGUAAUUUACACCAUCAUUUUUGGCGCCAACCGUGGGACCGUUAAGGUUUCUUCUCUUCUAAACACAAACCUACCCACAAAAACACCACUCAAAAUGUCUUCAAGCCAACAGAUCAACGCCACCUCUGCUCAGAUACAAGCCACCGCUGAAGGUACCAGCAUCCCCAUGGCUGUUACCCUGCCGACCGUUUCUGCUCCAGUUUUGCCGUUGGGACUAAGCUCGGUCCCAACAACUAGCAUGGUCAGCCCAUUCACGGCCCCCGUCCCUUCCGCUGGACCAAGGGUCACUUUCCCACCAAGCAUGACCCAGUUCAUGAAUGACCCAGCCAACCUGCAGGCCAUUCAGGGCUUUGGCCAGGUCAUGGCUAUGUGCCAACAGAAUGGGGGGAUGCCUUUCCUCCCUGGUAUGUUCCCGUUCGCUCUUCCAGGCACGGGAACCAUGCCCCUACAAGCUCCGAUGGCGGUGUCUCCCUUCCAAACGCCGGUGCCGCAACCAUCACCUUUCCAGCCGCAGCUAGUCAGCGCUGUGGCCCCCAUCAACUUGGCAGGUGCGCUUAACGCCGCGGGGCCGUCGCGUCCCCCGCAAGGUAUGAAUCCGCUAGUCACUCCCGAUGGUCACUGCGUCUCAGUUGAAAGCGGAGACGACGAGUGGGACGUUCCAAGGACCCACAAGAAGAAGAAAGGAAAGACCAUACGCCCUGCAACUUCCCGAAACUCCGCCUUCGAAAGGCUGGGGGAUAGGGAGGAGGGCCAGAGGAAGUCAGCCAAGCUGAGGCUGGGGCAAAGCGUUGCUCAUGUCAGCGCGUUUGCCCGGCUAGGUGAGAUGGAGGCAAAAUUGGAAAGACUGGAGAAGAAGGUCGGGGAGAAGAAUGACCGGGACAAGCCCCUCGCAGGGUCCCCGUUCACCACAAGGGUUCAUCUGACACCUUUCCCGCGAAAGGUCAAGAUAGACGCCCCAAGAUUCACCGGGAAGGAAGAUCCAGAAAUUCACCUGGACUCCUUCAAUCAGAGUGCAACCAUGAACGGUUGUACAGACGAAGAAAAGUGCCUUCUUUUCUUCCAAACUUUGCGAAAUCGAGCCACUGAAUGGUUCAACAAGCUUCGCCCAGGAAGCAUUGACUCAUUCAGUGACUUGGCCUCAAAGUUCAAGGCCAAGUUCCAGAAGAACUGUACUAAGAGGAAGAAGUUCACUUAUCUUAGUACAGCCGGGCAAAGGGAAUCCGAGAACCUUACCCAAUUCCUUACCCGGUGGAAGGAAGAGGUAGACAAGGUGGAAGAGAUGGAUGACAAAACCGUCUUAUCUCUCCUCUUGAGUGGCUUACGUGCCGGGGAACUGUACAAGGAGUUCUGCCGGAAACCCCCGGCCACGUACCAAGAGGCCUAUCACACUGCAUGGGAGUUUGCUGAGGCUGAAACUCAACUCCGGGCGAAGAAGGAAGCCGAACAUGGGUUUAAGCCCAAGCCGGUGCAGGUCAAAAAGGAAGAAGCACCGGUAACCAGCCGGCCAAGGCACCAUUAUGACCCGGUCGUCCGCAUGGUCAACACAGAAGAGUGCCAGGAGAAAGCCCAGGAGAAGAGUCACCAAUGGGUAAGGCCAUCUAUCCCGGAGGAUGACCGGGACAACGACCGGCGGAGGAAUAACCGGCCGAAGGAGCGGCAACCUGCCCCUGAAAAGGAACACAUCGGCAUGAUCUUCGGCGGACCUGAGGGUGGAGACUCAGCCGCGCAACGGAAGAACUGGGUCCGGAGCAUUUACGUUGGUGAGGUAAGCGCUGAACCGCCCAGGCGUAAACAUACUAGGAGGGAGCCGAUCGUCUUCACUGACCGGGAUCUCCCUCCUACCAGUGAAGAUCACAAUGAUCCAUUGGUCAUCACCAUGGACAUUAAUGGGGUGGAUGUCGCCCGGGAACUUGUUGACACCGGCAGCAGUGUCAACAUCUUAUACCUGGAAACUUUCCAAAAACUCAGGUUGUGUCGGACACAACUUGAGCCCCUCAAAACCCCUCUAUCAGGCUUCACGGGAGACACCGUGGAGGCUGAAGGGACCAUAGUCCUACCGGUCGAACUAGGAUCGGGCGAAAAAACCGUAUGGAAGAAGAUGCGGUUCAUAGUUGUGGACAUCAAAUGCGUCCACAACGCAAUCCUUGGAAGGCCGGGCAUCAAUAAGGUCGGGGCGGUAAUUUCCAUGCCUCACCUGUGCAUGAAGUUCCACACUCCAGGUGGUGUGGGUGAGGUGAAAGGCGACCAGAGGAACGCCCGGGAGUGCUAUGCCCGGGCAGUCAAGAAGAUGACCAAGGGGGUCAAUGUCAUCUCCCAAGAGAUCACAAAGGGAGAGACCCGGGAGAAAUUGGAGCCCGAGGCCGAGACGGUGGAAAUCGAACUUCACCCGGGUGAUUCUUCAAGGAUGGUCAGAAUCGGAGCCAAUCUCCCAGAAGACCUCAAGGCGGAGAUUACGCGGGUACUCCGAGAAUACGCGGGCAUAUUUGCAUGGAGCGUGGCAGAUAUGCCCGGAAUCGACCGCUCAAUCAUCUGUCACCGAUUGGCAGUGAGAGAUGGAAGUCGACCGGUACGCCAGAAGAAAAGGUACCUGGCCAGUGACCGGCGGGACUUCGUCAAGAAGGAGGUGAAGGAUCUCCUCAGUGUUGACCUACCAGUCAACAAACCCGCCGAACAAUGGUGGGAGAUGGCAGUAGAUGGGGCAUCUGGCCCUAAGGGGUACGGGGGUGGUGUAGUGUUUACAACCCCAGAGGGUUUCAAGAUCUACCAUGCAAUCGUUUUCAACUUCAAGCUGACGAACAAUGAAGCAGAAUAUGAAGCUCUAGCUGGAGGGCUCAGACUUGCCCAAGCCCUGAAGAUCAACCGGGUCAGUAUCAAAUCUGACUCCAGUCUGAUUGUUGGGCAAGUAACCGGCAACAUGGAAGCCAGAGAAGGACGAAUGGCGCAAUACAAGGACCUGAUACUUGCCUUGUUGAAAAGCUUCGAGGAAUUCAGGAUCGCCCAAAUCCCCCGGGCGGAAAACGCAGAUGCAGACCUUCUCUCCAAAUUGACGCAAUAUGCUCCUGAGCAUGUUUCAAAACUUGCCCGGGUGGAAAUUCUGGACCGUGCCAGCAUCGAAAAAUUGGAAGUCGCCGCCAUAACAGCAGCAGGCCAAUCUGACCGGUCAAACUUGAUCGGGGCAGAUGACGACUGGAUGUAUGACUUGAUGGAAUACCUAAUGGACGGGACCUUGCCGGAACAAGAUGACCGGGCAAGAAAAGUGAAGCUCAGGGCACCCCGGUUCCAAGUCCUUGACGGAAAGCUAUAGAAGAGGGCGUUCGGGGGACCCCUCCCGAGGUGCCUAACCAACCGGGAGGCUAAACGGGUCAUAGCAGAAGUCCAUGAAGGUGUAUGCGCGGCGCAUCAAAUGUCCCGCACUCUUUCCCAGCGCAUCAUCUUGUUGGGGUAUUACUCGCCAACAAUUGUCCAGGA